Molecule: messenger RNA, 1364 nt
Organism: Gigantopelta aegis
Lineage: Eukaryota; Metazoa; Mollusca; Gastropoda; Neomphalida; Peltospiridae
Product: pregnancy-specific beta-1-glycoprotein 3-like
Exons: 5
Coding region: 324-1364 (346 amino acids)
Source: RefSeq, a predicted model, not a curated record
AAUGGAGAGGGAGCGACUUGUCCUGACUGAAAAAUAACUUUAUGCUUGUUCAGUGGGAAAAAAACACACAAGUUAAGGAGAAGAUGUUUCAUGAAUUUUUCUAAAUUGAAAACCAUUACAACCUCCACCACACAUUGAUUUAUACUCCAGACUCGUAAAUCUAUAUGUUGAAGUACAUGAAAGAAAACUGAUAAGAAUAUAGGUCACUGGUUAUGACAUUCAACAACCAAGAAGUAAAUGAAAACUAGAUCGAUGGUGGCAAGUUAUAUCUAUGAUUUCAUAAAAGAAGAAAACAACAGAAGUCUAUUUUAUUUACAACAAACAUGCGUCAUACUAUAGUUUUGUGGAUGUACCUCUUAAUUUUGACACCAAGUAUAUCAGGUGAAGCAAAUACAGCUGUUAAUUGCAUGGAUGGUGGAUAUACUGGACAACGUACAACGUUAACCUGUACAAUAACUGGAACUAUAGUCUCUGGAAUCCGUUGGUGGCGACCAAAUGGUGGAUCACAACAGGCGGUGGUAAUGUGUAACACAGCUAACACGAUAUGUGAACCGUCUGGAGGUAUAACUGGUUACAGUGCUGUUAUUGACUCACGCUGGCAGAUUACUCUCACCAUAGAGUCUUUCAACACUGCAGUAGAUGCUGGAGAGUGGAUUUGUCGUGAUGGAGAAGCAGGUGUUCCUUCUACAUGUACCAAGACUUUAUUAAAUGGUCCAGAUUCUGUUACAUUUAUUCCACCACUACCUGGGUCUAUAACAGAAGGACAGAGUCUGACUGUGACGUGUGCUGCUAGUUGUAAUCCACCAUGUUCCUAUUCCUGGACUCUGGGAAAUCAGCAUAUCUCAUCAACCUCUCAGUUAACACUGACAAACAUCAACAGGAGUCAGACAGGGAAUGUGUACACGUGUAAUGUGACCAACUCUCUUAUACCGAAAUCUAAAACUAAACAGUUCACGCUGACAGUAUACUAUGGUCCAGACAGUGUCCAGCUAAACUCGAGCUCUCCACUAACAAUCCAGGAAGGUGACGAAGUAGCUGUGUCAUGUGAACCAACUAACUGUUCUCCAUCCUGUUCUUUCACGUGGAAGUUUAAAUCUCAGAUAAAGUCAACCAGUUCUAUUAUCUCCUUAAAAAACACACAGAGGUCAGCAGCUGGUGACUACACGUGUACUACGGUCAACACAAAUACACGAAAAUCAGCAGACAAGACCAUUUCACUGGCUGUACAGUCAAACCGAUCUUCAAUCACUUUUGUGACCUUGAACUCGCAGUUAACAAAGGUUACGGUUGAUGAACUGACUCCUAUGACAUGUGAUGUUGACAGUAAUCCAGGAUAUGACAUCAAACUGUUGAACAUCUCAUAG